AUGGGUGAAUGGCCGCUUUGGUCGUUUUGUGCGCAGCAUCCCGUCUUUGGGAUUGCUUUACUGGGUACCCUGGUCCUUGUUGCAACCUGGAGAUUGAAUGAACAUGUCAAGGCUCGAAAAUACAGAUUUCCGCCUCGGAUACCGGGGGUACCGAUCUUCGGCAACACUUUUCAACUACCUCCUUUGAAGCAGGGACUAUGGGGCAUGGAAAUGGCAAAGAAAUACGGGGAGAUGUUCACUUGUAGUAUUGGUGGUAAGACAUGGGUCUUUCUGAAUUCGUCACGCACCGUCAACGAUUUGAUGGAGAAGCGGUCGUCCAUCUAUUCUUCGCGUCAAUACAUGCCCAUGGCGUCGGGCGUUCUCUCGGGCGACAAUCGAGUCCUGCUCAUGCCAUACGGGGAACGGUGGCGGAUGAUCCGACGCAUCAUGCACUCGAUCCUCAACAAGCAAAACUCGCCCGUCUUCGCACCCUUCCAAGACAUAGAAUCCAAGCAUCUCCUGUACGACUUUCUCCACCAUCCGGAGUUGUGGUACUCGGCCACCCAGCGUUUCGCCAAUUCGGUCAUCAUGAGCGUGGUAUUUGGCAAGCGCAUGGAGCUGGAAGAUCCCAAGAUACGAGAACUCUUUGAGACAUCCAACGCCGUCAUUGAGGCGAUUCAGCCUUCGGCCAAUCUCGUCGACUCCCUAACCUUCCUGGAAAGACUUCCCAAGAGCUUGCAAUGGUGGCGGCCGAGAGGGGAGGCCAUGUUUCAAAAGACUGUCAACAUCUACAGGCGGGAGGUCGAGGAAUUGGAGCAGAAGAUGAAAAACGGCACCGCGAGGGAUUGCUUCGCCACGAGGUUUCUCCGCGACCCCGAGACCAAGAACUACGGGCAGACGCAGACGUACUUUGCACUAGGGUCUCUGAUGGAGGCUGGGAGCGAUACCUCUCGCAUGACCAUCAGCCAGGUCAUGGCCGCCGCGGUCCUCGACAAGCGAUGGGUCGACACCGCGCGGGAAGCCCUCGACCGAGUCUGCGGGAGGAAUGCCGAACGCCUACCAACUUUCGAGGACCGGGUCGACCUGCCCUACAUCACGGCGACGGUAAAAGAGGCGUUCCGAUGGCGCCCGUUCGCCGAGAUUGGAGUGCCGCACAUGCUCAUCCAGGACGACGAGUACGAAGGCUACCGGUUCCCCGCGGGGACAUUGUUCACGUGGAACGCUACAGCCAUUGCGAUGGAUCCGCGCGAGUACGAGCAACCGGAGCGGUUCUGGCCUGAGCGAUUCCUCAACAACAACCUGGACCAUAUUUUGAAGGGGCACUGGAGCUUUGGACCAGAGGUGAUACUAAUCAAUCACCCGUUCGGCGGUUUCAUCCAGGUCGGCGUGUAUGUUCGGGAUACAAUGUUGGAGAGACAAAUGUCUGGAUCGUGGUGGCACGACUCCUCUACUGCUUCGACUUCGAGGCCGUUCCAGUGA
Fonsecaea monophora is the source of this 1458-nucleotide messenger RNA. RefSeq lists its product as hypothetical. The transcript has 4 exons. Lineage: Eukaryota; Fungi; Ascomycota; Eurotiomycetes; Chaetothyriales; Herpotrichiellaceae. The coding region runs from base 1 to 1458 and encodes 485 amino acids. The record is from RefSeq and is a predicted model, not a curated record. Gene Ontology annotation, molecular function: iron ion binding; monooxygenase activity; oxidoreductase activity, acting on paired donors, with incorporation or reduction of molecular oxygen.